ACGACGAGGAUGGCAGUGUGCGUCCUCUAUCGGUCAUCUUUUGAAACUGAUCUACCAGCGAUGGAAUAAAGGGAGGCCCAGUGAGGAUGCUGUCACCGGCUGUCUACAACCCCGAAAUGACAACCAAACAAUUUCCAAACGUUUUGGUGUCAUGUAAUUAAUUUUCUUCGGGUGGAUGAUGACAAUGAUGGAGUCCCCGUGGUCGGUACAAGCCGUCCAGGAGUUCCUUAUAGAGCGAGGAGGGAGGGUCCAACAGAUGGAGCUGAUUGAUCACUUCAUGGCGACCGGGGGUGGUGGAAGUGACGCGUCGAAGGACAAGGAGGCUCUGAGAUGCGUCGUGGACACACUGGGUGUCGUGGAACUGGAAAGUGGCGUGAAAUACGUACGUUUGAAUGAGAACAGAGACAGCCGCGAGAACGUAACCGAGUGCAACGGGAACGUGCACCGAACACCAAACAGCAACCUAUUCAGCAUCAACGAACAGCAAACAGGAGCUUCUUGCACUAUGGACGGUGUUAAUCAGUCCGACAGCCACGACCCACAUGAAGCCCCCUCCCCGACCGACAAGCUCGCCACUACCCCCGCUAACGUCGAAGGCGCCACAGAGGUGAAGCUGAGGGAGAGAAGGCGUCGUGAGUCGGCCCCGGUGAUUGCGGUGCCAGAUCUGGACCAUCCCGCCGGCUCCCAAAGCCAGCAGGUUCGAGGGGCCCGCAGGGUGUCAAAAGGGUCCCAACGGGCCUUGCUGUCCAGCUGCCUGUCUGAAGACAGCACCAUAGAAGGCCUGGACCAAACACUUGAUGUCAACACGCCAAAAGGGAGCCGCAGGAACUUCAUUGAGCUGAUGAUGAAUUGUUCUCCUCAGGUUCGGCGGUCUCUCAUCAGUCGAGGUCCGCGCCUUCGAGACUCGAUGAGGAGCGACGGCGACUCGGUGUCUCUCCUCUCCUCCUCGGCCACCGACGAGGACUGCGCCUCAGUGACGCUGGACCCGAUGGAGCACGAGUGGAUGCUGUGCGCCUCGGAGGGCCUGUGGGAGAGCCUGCAGCCCCUUUUGGCUGUGGAGGCCGGCCUGGUGGCCAAGAGAGACUUUAUCACCGGCUUCACUUGCCUCCACUGGGCAGCCAAGCAGGGCAAGGCCGAGCUGCUCUCCCAGCUGAUGAUGUUUGCUAAGGACAACGCUGUGCCCGUGAACGUCAAUGUGAGGUCCAGCGCUGGAUACACACCUCUCCACCUGGCAGCCAUGCAUGGACACAUUCAGGUGAUGCGCGUGCUGCUGUCUGAUUGGGAAGCGGACCCUGAGGUGAGGGAUUACAGCGGUAGACGAGCCAUUCAGUACCUGCCCGCACCGCUGCCUGCAGACCUGCAGGACCAAUGCGCGGUCACCUCUCCGAGAGCCAAGUCCAAAUCCCCGAACGUCAUCGGCGAUGGGGCACGUGGCUGGAGGUUUCCUAAAGUACUCCAUGGAAAUCUAAACCCGCUGCGUCUCCUUAGCUCGCCAGCCGGUGACUCAGAGGAGGCGCUCGGAAAUGAGAGGACCAAGGGUGGCAUGCUUAGGAAGUCGUCUCUGAGUAAGCUGAACGCCCGGCUGCAUCGGGGGCGACAUAGGGCACAGAUUAUACAUAGCGCCUCCUUCAGGGACACGGGAGAAGUAGGGAGAGGCGAUGAGCUGCCCAGCGGCACCCCGCAGCGAACACGGCCGCUCUCCAACCUGUUUGGAUGAAGGUCCUCUUUAUCUAUCAUGACUUUAUAUUUAUUGAUAGUGUUUUUACAACUUCAAUUUAUUAUAUAUUGUACAGCCAAGCCUUUUUAAAGUUUUUAAGUAACACACUGCUCUUCCAAGAAAUACUGUAGAUUUUUGUUCCUGUUCUUCAGUUUUUCAAUAAUGGGCUAAUUUAUUUAGUUUUUUUAUAUACGCUAUCAGAUUAAUUUAUUUUAGACAGACAAUGAAUGAAUGAAUGCAUCCUUGAAUGUUUUUUUUUUGGAUUUGUGGGAUGGAGCAAAGGGAAGUUUUUCAUUUCACACUGGUGGCAUACUUCACUUUAAUCAAAAAUGGUGUUUAUUGUUCAUAAUAUAUAGAGUGGGAGUUUUUCCCAUUCAAUUUUUUUUUUUCAAAUUCUUCUGCUUUCAUCUUUGGGUACAGCCGUUCUAUUUGCACUCGUCACUUUCAAGACUGUAAGCACAUAAUUGAAGAACUUGUUCAAACUACAACCAUGACAACUACUGUUUAAAAUCUUACACAACAUUUAAUUUGUUCUCCUUUGCUUUUCUUUAAAAUUAGAUGACAUGGGGUUGCACUGAUGGGGUAUGCUCUGGCCUAUUCAUAUUAUUUAAAGACACUAAUCAGUUGCACAACCAGCCUGUUUUACAUUUUUGUGGAGCCAAUGCAAUUUUUUUCUAACGCACCAAACUCUUAAUACAUUUGUUGUGCUUUUUCUGCUACCAAGUAUGUAUAUUUUUCCAAGCAUGAUUGGAAAUGACAGAUUUUUCCACUUAUCUCAUGUCGUGCCUCAUGAGGCCUGCUGAAUAAAUGUCAUUUAAUAUGAUAUGGGGAGUUCAGGGACCUUUACAACCAGCGUAGCACAUGCUAGUAAAUAUGCAAUUAAACAAGCACAGUCUCAUUCAACACACUAGAAUGCGUUUCUUUACAAGUCGCUGUAACUUGUGCAGAUUUGGUUAUUAGGUGUUUGAUAGAAUUUAGAAUUAGAAUUAGAAUAUCCUAUAUGAUUUGUUGAAGUCCUUGUCAUGUACAUGAGCCUUUCUUAAAAUAUGUUGAUCUUUGCAUUUAUACUGCACUGGUCACCUCAAUUCCCUCAGUUGUAAUAAUCAUCUGGGCUCAUGUUGUUGUAUAUUGUGUAUGAUGUGUGCAUCUCUUUUCACCUGCAUGAGUGUAGGAACACUGUUUACUUAAUACUGUGAAGUUACCGUAUGGGUAAAAACCUCCGUCAUUGUUUCCGUCUUUUCCAAACUGAAAUG
This is a messenger RNA of Syngnathoides biaculeatus (alligator pipefish), 2970 nucleotides long. RefSeq names its product sosondowah ankyrin repeat domain family Ca (gene sowahca). The record is from RefSeq and is a predicted model, not a curated record. Gene Ontology annotation, molecular function: protein binding. The transcript has 4 exons. NCBI's taxonomy places the organism in Eukaryota, Metazoa, Chordata, Actinopteri, Syngnathiformes, Syngnathidae. The coding region runs from base 176 to 1717 and encodes 513 amino acids.